AUCGGGAACAAAUUUCACGAGCUAGGUGUAUUAGUAGAAGACCUUAGCCCAGGUAUUGUGGCCAUUACUGAAACAUGGCUGGUUUCGGGAUUAGAUGACACACCUGAGCUAUGCGGAUUUAGUUGCUUGCGCAGCGACAGAGUUAAGGGUCGUAGAGGUGGCGGGGUUGCUCUGUACAUCAACAACUCCCUACAUGUUCGUUCCGUGAAAUCUGAAGCUCAUGACAGUGGGACAGGUGAGGUAAUUAGCUGUGAAGUAAGCUUUGCAACCGGCACUCUACUCAUUGGAGUUCUGUAUAGAAGUCCCUAUUGUCAGUGUGAUGACUUCAUUUUAGAUCACCUCAAACAAUGGAGUAAACACAGUAGCUGUCUUAUUCUAGGUGAUUUUAAUGCACCUCAUAUAGACUGGGUAGCUGUCACAUCUCCAGGAUCCGCUGAUAAGUUUGACAGCCGGUUACUCUUGACAACCAUGGAAAAUGCCCUGACACAACAUGUCUUAGGUAGUACAAGAUUCGGUUCUACCCAAGGAUCUUCCUUGCUGGACUUAGUGCUUACUCAUGACAACGACGACGUGGAUGGUCUAGUUAUUCAUCCACCUCUAGCAAACAGUGAUCAUGGGGUGUUAGAUUUUAACUUAAGGGCUGGCAAUUUAGUCAGUUUUCAACCCAAAUCCCGGCCUAGUGUUUGGCAUGCUGACAUAGUGGCUAUAAAGGAGCGUGCUUCAACUGCCGACUGGUCAGUCAACAUUGUCUCAUCCAUUGAAGAUGAAUGGGAUAGAUUUAAGAAUACACUUGAGAGGGUUACCACUGAUCUCAUCCCCUGGAGGGUUCCUAAAAGGCCAACAAAUCGGCCACCAUGGAUAAAUAGACAAGCUAUAACACUCCUGAGACGGAGAAAAAGGUUCUGGAAUCUCUUUGUUUCUACUGGGCUACAGCAGUUCCGGCUGAAAUACUGUGAAACCAGAAACCAGUGUAAAACUUUGAUCCACCAGUCAAGGAUAGCUUACGAAACCCAGUUAGUUAAAAGUUCACCAGGCUGCCCAAAAAGACUCUUCUCAUAUAUCAAGAGAAGAACACGUAAGAGUGAUGCUAUCCCACCUCUUAUGCUUGAAGAUGACCAGACAAACAUGGCUGAGGAUAACUUGACUAAGGCUGAGGCUUUGUCCAAGCACUUUAGUCAAGUAUUCUCUGAUAAUAUUGAUACCAGCUUUGUAAAUUUUCCAAAAGGUAACUUGAAAAUGGCACCCUUAUACAUUGGAAAGGAUACUGUCCUAAAGUGGCUUCUAAGGCUCAAUCCUGGUAAGUCCAGUGGCCCUGAUGAACUCCACCCACGUAUAUUAACAGCAUUGGCUGAAAGCAUAGCCGAGCCAUUGUCGGUAAUCUUCAAUAUGUCUCUGGACCAGUCUAAAUGUCCAAGAGACUGGAAAGAUGCCAUCAUUAGUCCGGUCUUCAAAACCGGAUCUAGAAACUUAGUUCAGAACUAUCGUCCUGUUAGUUUGACCAGUAUUGUUGUUAAACUACUAGAAAGAAUAAUUCGUGAUGCUAUCAUUCAGUUCAUUGAAGGGAACAAACUUUUCGCUGUGGAACAGCACGGUUUUAGAGCAGGUCAUUCUUGCUUGACCAACCUUCUUUUGGCCAGAGAAAGUUGGGCAAGCUCAGCUGAUGCUAAUAUACCGGUGGAUGCCAUAUUCAUAGACCUUAGCAAGGCGUUUGACAGGGUUUCUCAUUCAGGUCUUCUAGUAAAGUUAGGUAGUCUGGGAAUCAAUAAAGUGGUUACCGACUGGAUUCAAGACUUUCUAAAGGACAGAAGACAAAGAGUACGAGUUAACGGGGUUUUAUCAACAUGGGAAUCGGUUAAGAGUGGCGUUCCUCAGGGUACAAUUCUAGGCCCACUUCUUUUCCUGAUUUAUGUUAAUGAGAUUCCAUCGGUAGUUAAGUCAUCCUGCUUACUGUUUGCUGAUGACAUCAAGAUAUGGAGGGCUUUGCACGAUGACAGUGAUCAACUUGCUUUGCAGGAAGAUUUAAACUUGUUAAGUGAUUGGUGUAAGCACUGGGCCUUGGAGAUUAACUUAAGCAAGAGUGUAGUUAUGCAUGUAUCCCAUAGUCACGUGCACAAUUACUCAAUGAAUGGCAUUACUCUCCCAGUGGUCACUGAGUACAAGGACUUGGGAGUGGUUGUGCAGCAUGACUUGAAAACAGCAACAAACUGUAGAACUGCAGCCACUAAGGGUUUUCGAAUGUUAUGGGCCAUACGCAAGGCUUUUGCGAACUUUGACGCUGAUAUAUUUCGUAUAUUAUAUCCGACUUAUAUCAGACCUCAUUUGGAAUAUGGGAUCCAGGCAGCGAGCCCGUGUUUCAAAUACGAAAUAGACUUAUUAGAAAGGGUGCAAAGAGUAGGAACUAAGCUAAUAAAGGGUUUCUCAACCCUGUCAUAUGAGGAGAGGUUAAGUCGACUGGGUUUAUUUCCACUGUCAUACAGACGACUUAGGGGUGACCUAAUACUAGCAUACCGUAUCCUAAGAAAUGAUUUUGGAGCUAAUUUAUCUAAAUUAUUUCUUCCUUCUAGCACCAACCAAUUGCGAGGACAUCACCUCAAGGUUCAAAAACCACGGUCGAAUCGUCUGCGUCUGGAGAUCCGUUUUUCGCAUCGAAUUGUGAACCAUUGGAACUCCCUACCGGAACACGUCGUAUCAGCGCCAUCCGUUGAUUCAUUCAAGGCGAGAUUGGACCUCCUGUAUGCAAUAAAUCGAAAGGAUUAACACAGGCAUAUAGCCUACUAUCCUAAAUAAAUUGUAAACUGUAAACU
Messenger RNA from Trichobilharzia regenti, 2804 nucleotides. The record is from the annotation of a GenBank genome assembly. Lineage: Eukaryota; Metazoa; Platyhelminthes; Trematoda; Strigeidida; Schistosomatidae.